Messenger RNA from Colletotrichum higginsianum IMI 349063, 978 nucleotides. Its product is annotated as F-box domain protein. The transcript has a single exon. Lineage: Eukaryota; Fungi; Ascomycota; Sordariomycetes; Glomerellales; Glomerellaceae. Bases 1 to 978 code for a protein of 325 amino acids. The record is from RefSeq and is a predicted model, not a curated record.
AUGUACUUGCCCGACGAGGCAGUCGCGCCCAUUAUUCGCUCAUGUCGGGCAUUGCGAGAGCUGACGAUUGAGCCUCGCCGUUCCGAUGACGAGGUCGGUCCCAGGUCCAGCGAUUGGAAGAAGCCAGUCCCGGGUUGGGCAGCCGUUUUGCAACAUGCCGAUACCUUGAGAGCGCUGCACAUCGAGGCUGCCCCGCCGCUGAGUGUCUUUCACAAGCUUGGAAGGGUCACCCUGCUCGAGAUAGCCCUGGGUACGGGGGCCAAGUGUGCUUUGCGAAGUUUGCCACCAUCUUUGCGCGCCCUGUGCGUAGUGAGCAUCAGACCCGACAUUUACCUAUACCCCAAGCCUGCCGUGAACAUGAAGGACUGGCGAUGGCUGGCCAGCGAGGUCAAGCGGGGAGCGUUUCCCAACUUUGAGGAACUGGCCCUCGAUCACUUUGAGUGUGGUCACAUGUACGCCUGCACUUACAAGCUACGCGGCAAAAUUGACAUGGACGUGUUGAAGAAGAGCAAGACGACAUGGUUCAACAUGGAUCUUGUCACGUCGUGCAAGACGGCGGACCGCAUGCGGACUUUGCUGGCCAUGUUUCUGAAGCUGGGUGUCUCUUGCAGGCUCAUGAACUAUGAUGAGGUUUUGGAACAAGCGAGGGAGAAGAAGAGAAGUGAUGACGAGUACAUGAGUGAGCAUUGCAGAUAUCGGAUGGAGGAAGAAGGCUGGCUGGAUGAGGAUGCAAAGGCUUGGAAGGCAUUCAAGAAAGAUGACAUCAGCAGCAGUAGUGACGACAGCAGCGACGAGGACGACAGCAACGACGAAGACGAUGACCAAAGCGGUCAUGAGCUUGAGGACGAAAGCGAUGGCAGUGGUUUCGACUCCGAAUCGGAUGACUAUGUCGGGUACGGAAACUACAGCCGGGAUCGACAGAAUUUUGCCUCGUCCCUUGCUAUGAUGAGAAACGGUGGAUACUUCGGAAUGGGGUAG